Molecule: messenger RNA, 6881 nt
Organism: Phascolarctos cinereus (koala)
Lineage: Eukaryota; Metazoa; Chordata; Mammalia; Diprotodontia; Phascolarctidae
Source: RefSeq, a predicted model, not a curated record
AUGAACUACACUCUGGAUGAUGCCCCUUCCCAAAACCACCAUGAAUAUACCUUUCCACUGGUGGCACGGACCGCCACCGUCACCCAGGUUCCCCCAGCCAAGACGAUAACCUUCUUCAAGAAAGGGGACCCCCGCUUUGGGGGAGUUCGGAUGGUUGUCAACCAGCGUGUGUUCAAGAGCUUCAGUGCACUCAUGGAUGAGCUCUCUCACCACAUUCCUCUAUCAUUUGGUGUCCGCACCAUCACCACGCCCCAGGGAGUGCACUGUGUUAGCUCCUUGGAGCAGCUGGAAGAUGGAGGCUGCUACGUUUGUUCUGAUAGGAACCCUUCCAGGGCCAUUGGUGGCUCAUACAGGCGGCCAACAGAAUCCUCAUCAAGGAGCUAUCCCACCCAGAGGGUCAGCAACUCAGAAAGCUGGCAGGAGACUCCUUCCUGGCAGGGCCCUAAAGCCCCAAAGAAGUUAACUCUGGUAAAGAAUGGAGAUAUUGGAUUUCGGCGCUCCUUGAUUCUGAGUCCAAACACCCAGAAUCUAAAGGCCUUCCUCAAUGAUGCAUCUGAGGUUUUGCGCUUUCCUGUAAAUCACCUCUACAAUCCUGAUGGGAGCAAGGUGGAGUCUCUACAGAGUCUGCUACAAGGCCCUUCUAUUGUGGUGUGUGCUGGACAAGAGCCCUUCAGACCUAUGGUGGUGGAAAACCCCAGGAGACGCUUGCCAGAGAAGUUGCCAGGACUGACUUCAAAGAAGAGGAAUGCCAACUGGGAGCUGAGAGCCAAGAAGAGUGUCAUCCAUUCAAGGUCUGAAUCAAGCAACAGGUCGAGGCAGCUUUCCCUGACAUCGGAGAAGUCCUACCUCAAUGGCUCUAGGGCCUCUAUAAGGAGUGGCAGUCCUGUCCCUACAACCAAUACCAAUGCUCCAGAGAAGUCUGCUGGUCUGAUCCCCUUUGGGGCCAAUGAUGACAUAGAGAAGAAGGUUCACAUGAACAAAGAUGGCAGCCUGUCAGUGGAGAUGAAAGUGCGAUUCCGACUACUCGGUGAGGAAAUGCUCCAAUGGUCCACCCAUGUUAGGAAAGAUGCCCAUCUCAGGGCAGCCAGUGGGGAUGACCUAGGACUCAGUGGCGUGGCCUUAUCCCAUCCUUCUAGGGAGAAUGAUGUACAGAGAUCUUCAGAGGUAGAUGCUCUCCUUUUUCCAGAUGAGACCGAUUCCCAAGGACUGGAGGAAGCCUGUUAUCAAGGGUGUCAGCAGCCACAACCCAAAUAUGAGAUCUGGAGAAAUCCUGUGUAUGUUUCCCAGGGACAUGAAGCAGCUCCUGGGAGAAGCUCCUGGAUAACCCAGUCCCCUUGCUCAGGGGCUUCAUUGUUCCGACAGGCCAUCCACCAAACAAAGACAUCUGGGAACAGUCUCUGCACCACUUCUGGUGGAGAAGCCUUGGAAUGCAGUGCACCAGGAUCUUCUUGUUGUUCUGGGACCCUGGAGGGUGGGAUACAGUUCAGUGACAAGCACCAGGCCUCAGGUCAAAGGAACUUAACUGAAGCUGCUUCAAGUGAUGAUGAAGGGAAGCAAGAAUAUGCCCUCAUUGGGAAAUCCAGUAAGUCCUAUGGUAGAGGGCCUGACCCACGUAGGAAGGGCUCCCAGACAACUCAAAGAAUCAAGACAGAUAGGAAGUGGCCACCAGAUGAGGAGGAGGAAAAUGAAGCAUGCUCACUGGACUGCCUGGAGGAUGAGGCUCAGGAUGCAGCAGAGGAUGUUUCUGCCUCUUCUGUAUGCUCUAGGUGUAGGGAGAAGAAAAUGCAAGUGGCCGAGGGCUGUGGCAGUCCUAGACAGGAGGGAGCUUUCUGCUCCUAUGUGAGAGAGGCUCAGAAAAAAGCCACCGUGGCCCAUGAUGCAUCAUCCCAUGGCACAGCUUAUGGCCCUAGCAGGCAAGUGACACCACAGAAGAGCAAUGCUCAAGAAGGCUCUGCUUCUUCCCUUGUUGGCCCAUCCUCCAUGAAGAAUAAAGUUCUGGAAGCUGAAGAGGAUGAACACAGCAGGGUGAUACAGGAUGCCAAUUCUGGGUCAACGUGGAAGAUGCCCAGGGCAAUGGACAAUGGUGAGUUCAGUGACCUUGAGUGGAGUUGUAUUCCGCACUCUUCUUGCCCAUCUGCAUGCAGUGGGAGCAAAGGAUGGGGAAGCCCGAGGAGUGAUGGGUCCCUACACAAUGUCUCUCACUCUUCCAGCAUUUACAAGGGAAGCAAAAGUAGUCAGCCACAACCGAAGGACAAUGGGGACAGAGGGACUAGCUACAUGUUGGAGGGCUCACCAGAGAGGUCCCUGCCAAGGAGCAUGCUCAGUUCCCCCCUCCUAGAAAAGCCUAGGGCAGAAAGUCAAACCCCUGUUUCUUCCAAAAGUUCAUCAGAAGCUAAGCAGCAAACUGCAAGGGACCCUGGGUCUUCCUCAUCUUCUGCUCAUUAUUUAGAAUGUUUAUCAAGGCUCAGUGAUGCCUCCAUUGCUCGGGACUCUGAUCCAGAUCAGAAGAAAUUAGAGAAUAUUUCUAAUUCCAGCCAUUCACAUCCUAACUUUUUGGAGGAGACUAGGGGAGCUACAAAAGUCAGUAUUAGCUCUCUGGAGCUAAGAUCUUCAAAUACAUCAGACUCUUCUGACUUCCGAGGUGUUGUUGAGUCUAGGGAUGAGAAGACCCUGGGGGACCAUCCUAGAGUUUCUUUGGAGUUGAAGAUUAAAAAACCUCAGAUGGAGGAACCAAAUCCCUGCAGAAGUAACUGUUCCCCCCCAUCCAGCAAAACCCAACCUUAUAGUGCUUGCAGUGAUAAACUGCAGCUCCUACCAGGCUCUUGGGCUGGAUCAGUAGCCAGCAGAUGCCUCCCCACUCCCCCCAGAGGAAUGCCUCACAUCAGAAAAAGCACCUCGGGCAGCAGCAGGUGGAGCACCAACUUGGGGAGAGGUGGGAGUUGGGAGGAGAAGGCCAAUCUUAAUUUGUCUGGCUCUUUCAUACCUGGUUCCAGAUCAGUGAUCACAAGUCAAACAGUCAAAAGAGCCAGGAAAGGUGGCCCCUCCCCAGGUCAUGGGAGGAAAAUGCCAAGGAAAGUCUCUGGAGAAGGGAAGCCUCAAGAUGAAAAGAAGAAUCUUGGAAAGCUGGAGGGCAGCACUGGUAUGAUACCCAGUGACCUGCCCAGUACAUCUCCAGAGGAAGUUAUUUAUGAAUGGCUGAGCAAAAUUCCAGAAGAAUCCAUCCUUAUGAGCUAUGAAAUGCAGGAUGACUGCCCUGGGGCUGCUGUGGGGGCUCCAGAAGAGGACCCUGGGGUCAAGUGUUCUCCUGAAGUUCCUAUAGAGGUGGCCCAGGCCCAAGAACAUGCCCCAGAUAGAGAAGAUUCUGGGGGAGCACCAUUGGAUGAAAACCCUAGGGUUGAUGGUGCCAGCCCAAAGACAGGAGGUAGUCUUACUAAAAAGCAAUCUUCUUUGGCAAUAGUAGCUGAGGGCAGUCCAGGUGAAUGUGCUGACUUAGGAGUGAAAACCAACCUGAGUAAGAUGGAGGACCUGCCUAGCACACUGUAUAGCUCAGUGCAGAUCAUGAAAACACUGCUCAGCUCUAGGCAAAGCCCUAAGCUAGGCCGGGUUAAUAGUUUGCCAGAAGUGUCACAAACCAUGGGAAGGAAGCUGAGCCACUCCGCCCAUGUGCUCAUCACCUGCCUGGCCAGCCUGCACUUCUUUGAUGAAGAACUCAUGACAGUCACAAACCAGCUGACCUACAUGAACUCACCCAAGUACCAAGAGCUUCUGAGCAUCUUCCAAGCCCUGUGGACUGAAGGUAGCCCCAACACAGAUGAGCCAAGCUCAAAGGCACUGCCAAGCCCCAAGUUGCAAACCACUGUGACUGAUGACUUUACCCCAACAUCUUCUUCUGGGGUGGAUGUCAGCAGUGGCUCUGGUGGUUCUGGAGAAGGGAGUGUGGCUGGUGUUAUGGACUGUGCUCCUUUCCCUGAGAAGAUAGAGGAUUCUAAGUUGAAGAGGCAGGACAGCCAUGACGAUAUGGAUCCCAUAAUUGCAACGAAAGUAGAGAACAAGAGAUCCUUCUCAGAUGAGCAGGUGAAAAUGGAAGCACAAUCAACUGAAAGAGAUGAAGAGGGAAGAAGGGCUCAUGAUGUAACCAGCAAGGAUGAAGCCAAUGAAAGUGUGAAAGAACAGAUGUUGGAAAAUAGCAUGAGGGUGGCUGAUGAAGAUGAAAUAAUAGAAGUAGGGACAGAAGAAGAGAAAAUGCUAGGAAAGGAAAUGCAAGAGGCAGAAACACAAGAUGAAGGAAUGGAAGUAGAAAAGAUUCCAGAAGAAGAAAAACAAGCAGAGGAGAUGAAAGAUGAGAAAGUGUUUGUGGAAAUAAUGCAGGAAGAGGAAGGAAUACAAGAAGAGGAAGCAUCCAAAGAAUGUGACUCUAUAGAUUCAAGUCCUCCAGUCAACACAGAGGAACCGACAGAGCAAGUUAGUAACCCCAUUAAAGAGGAUUCAAAUUCUGACAGUGUUCGUGAUGGCCAAGAACUUGAACCUCAUGUGAAAGAGGUAACUGAAGGCAUGGCUGUGGCUGGUGAGCAAUCUGUGAUCAAUCCCACUUCAGGGACUGGGGGAAAGAGGGCUUCUAUUAUCCAGAACACACCACCAGAUCCUGAUCCACUCUGGGUUCUGAGGUUGUUGAAGAAGAUAGAGAAGGAGUUCAUGACUCAUUACGUCAAUGCUAUGUCUGAGUUCAAGGUCAGGUGGAACUUACAGAAUAAUGAAAUGUUGGACCAGAUGAUUAUAGAAUUAAAGAAUGAGGUGAACCAGCGAAUACAAAAGAGCAUUGAAAAAGAACUUAGGAAAAUCCAAAGUAGGGCAGGGAAGAAACUUCCAAAGCCCCCUAAGGAAGCUUUUAAGUGGGAGACUUCACUGCAGACAGAACAGAGGAGGAGACGCCUGAAGGGCAUGCACAACCACUCAGCCUUCACAGAGCAAAAUAAAAUGCCAGGGAAGCGGAAUCUCUCCCUGGCCUUCAUUGAGGCCAUGGCCUCCAGUGGAACCCUGGCUGACGAUCUACGGGAGCUAGAAGGUGAGGAAGAGUACUGCCCUUGUGACACUUGCAUAAGAAAGAAGAUGACUACAUUGUCCCUGAAGAGCCCAGCACCAGCCACAGAUGCUCCCCUCAGAAAGGCUUUUGACCUACAACAAAUUCUCCUUAAGAAGAAGGAAGAAAAGCUGAAUGAGAGAGCAGCUGAGCUAGUUACAGAGGAACCAGAGAGCAAAGCGCUUCAGAGAGAACACACAGGUAAUGAGGAUGUUGAUGAAGCCAAACCAGGGAUGGCAUCUAGCAGCUGUGUGGAUGGAGCUGAUGCAGGAGAGGAAAACCACAGGUCCAUCAAAGAUGGAGAGCCAGAACUGAGUGAAGGGGAAGAGCAGAAGACUAAUCAUGGGGAAACAAUGAUUAGAGGAGAGGAAGAAGCAGAGCUUGAGAAAAGUGAAGAGGGAGAUAAAGAAGGAAAAGCUGAAAGUGACUCAGGAGAAGAGGAAGAUGAGAAACGAGAUGAGGGACAGAGUGUGGGUGAUGGAAGUGAGAAAGAAACUGGGCCUGCAUCUGAAUAUGGGGCAAACUCAGAGGGAGAAGCAACAGGGGAUGUGGAUAGAUGCUCAGAAGCAUCAGAUGGUGCUGAAGAACUUCAGGCCACUGAGCCAUUCAGCCCAGAGGCUGAGGUAGAGAAGCAAACAGAGUCACAGACAGGAGUAGAAAGCCAAGAGGGCCAAGAAGGCAACUGUCAGGAAAGCCCAGGAGAAACCCAGAGUGGUGAAAGGUCUGAAGAGAAUGAUCCUGACCAAGAGAUAGGUGAUGGAAGUUUGAGGACCGACCGUCUUCCUGAGGCCCUCACAAGCUCACAACCAAACAAAGAAGCCUUCUCCAGCAACUCAUCCCCUGAAAACUGCUCUCAGGCAUCACAGAGAGGUUCAGGAAAAGAGGGCUCAAAUGGAGACUGUCAAGAAUCAGAAAGCCCAGAGACUGAGCCUAGAAGAGAGACUAAUUCAGAGAACAAGGCUUUUACCAUGUAUCCUGAAAAUUCACUUUCUGAACAAGAUGGAAUGUCAUCUUGCUCUAGUACCUCAGAAAAGGAGUCUACUGGGAGCCCUGAUCUGGAACACAAGUGCAGACUGGCUAAGAACUCUAAGUUUACAGAAGUUAUUGAUAAGGCAGAUGUAUUUGAUGACGACUGCUUGGAUUUCUAGAAGAGGAAGCUGCUAGACUGCUCACAGGUUCAGUGGCUUUGCCUAUGAACCUUAGUGAGAUUAAUUUCCUUUGGUAAAGAAAACUGACACAGGGAAGCACAAAAAAUUGCCUCUUGGGCAGGUAAUAAAUCCAAGAAAUUAUAUUUCCUCUCAUUUCUAAAUUCUAUACCCUGUCAUCCCAUUUAUUGGUUUUGAAGAAGGAGCUUCUUUCAUGUAGAACCUUCCAAAAUGGACAUAUCCCAGCUGUGUAGUUCACUUGAACAGAAAGGAUGUACACAAUUGUAGAGCUCUCUCCUUUCUAAGUGUUGGGGCACCCAAGAGCCAGUAAGCUAACUAGAAAAAAAUUUUGUCCCCACCCUCUUCACACCUCACUCUUUUUGAUCUUUUGACUACUGGUCUGUAUUUUUAGCUUGUGCUCACCAUUAGACUUUGAGAUGACUUUCAUUCAAAUACAUGUAGGGACUUUGAAAAUGUGGAUUUCCUUUGAAAAAUUUGGUUAAAAAGAAGUUUAAAGUCAAUUCAUAGUCUAAGAGUCGAAUGUGAUUUAAAAAAUGAUUUUUCUGAAUAUCUUUGCUGCUAUCUCAGGUAAAGUGUGGGCUCCCUCAGAAUCAGUUGGCAGCAGGGCCUUGCCCUUGGCGCCUUAAUGGAGGUGGGAU